AUGAGGUUGGCAGUAUUUUUCUUUCUGGCUACCAUUCUGGCAACUUGCAAUGCAGAUUGCCAUAUUUUUCAAGAGGGUCAAAUAUAUCUUCUCCGGCCACGUUCUGGUGCCGCUGGCCACCGGCUUGAGGGUGUUGACUGCCUCAGCUGGCGUUUGGCGGUCGAAACCAACAACCUUCAAAAUUGGGGAUCUUUGCCAGAGUCCUGUGAAGAGUAUAUAGGUCACUACAUGCUAGGCAAGCAAUACCGACAUGACUGCGAAUUGGUGGCAGAUGUCGAGAUUAAAUAUGCCAAGAGCCUUAAACUUGCUGGCGAUGGCAAGGACAUUUGGAUCUUUGACAUCGACGAAACUACGCUUUCUAAUAUGCCAUACUAUGCUCGAUCUGAUGUACUAUUUGGGGCAUUACCAUACAACGACACAAAGUUCAACGAGUGGGUUGCAGAGGGAAAAGCACCGGCAGUUCCAGGAGCGCUUCGUCUAUAUAGAACAUUGUUAAGUCUCGGGUUCAAAAUUGUCUUCUUAUCAGGAACCAAAGAACAAUUCAGAGAGGUCAGGAUAGCAAAUCUGAAGGCAGUUGGUUACCAUACUUGGGAGAAGCUCAUUCUCAAGGAAGAUGCUGAUAAGGGCCUCACAGCAUUGGCUUAUAAAUCUAAAAGGAGGACAGAGCUAGUAAAUGCAGGAUACAGAAUUCUUGGAAAUUCUGGAGACCAAUGGAGUGAUAUUCUUGGCAACAAUACUGGCAGCCGAACGUUCAAAAUCCCCGAUCCCAUGGCAAUACCAUACAACUCCACAAAGUUUAACGAGUGGGUUGCAGAGGCAAAAGCACCGGCAGUUCCAGGAGCGCUUCGUCUAUAUAGAACAUUGUUAAGUCUCGGGUUCAAAAUUGUCUUCUUAUCAGGAACCAAAGAACAAUUCAGAGAGGUCAGGAUAGCAAAUCUGAAGGCAGUUGGUUACCAUACUUGGGAGAAGCUCAUUCUCAAGGAAGAUGCUGAUAAGGGCCUCACAGCAUUGGCUUAUAAAUCUAAAAGGAGGACAGAGCUAGUAAAUGCAGGAUACAGAAUUCUUGGAAAUUCUGGAGACCAAUGGAGUGAUAUUCUUGGCAACAAUACUGGCAGUCGAACGUUCAAAAUCCCCGAUCCCAUGUAUUACAUUGGUUGA
Messenger RNA from Fraxinus pennsylvanica, 1158 nucleotides. NCBI's taxonomy places the organism in Eukaryota, Viridiplantae, Streptophyta, Magnoliopsida, Lamiales, Oleaceae. The record is from the annotation of a GenBank genome assembly.